Molecule: messenger RNA, 5048 nt
Organism: Hippocampus zosterae (dwarf seahorse)
Lineage: Eukaryota; Metazoa; Chordata; Actinopteri; Syngnathiformes; Syngnathidae
Gene: spag5
Product: sperm associated antigen 5
Exons: 24
Coding region: 231-4901 (1556 amino acids)
Biological process (GO): cell division; regulation of attachment of spindle microtubules to kinetochore
Source: RefSeq, a predicted model, not a curated record
ACCAAUAGCAAAGCGGCUAUUUCUGUUUUGAACGAAACGCGCUUGUUGAUGGUUUGACGUAUUUUCUCUACACAUUUUAAGAGGUCUACUGAGCAAGAAAGCUUUGACCAUUUAUGCACUUGCUAAAAGAACAUAGUAAACUCAUUCCGGCGCGACGAUUCGGUUUCGCAUUUAUUCGAGGCAGCAGUGUCCCUACUUGCUCAUACGAACCGUUUUGAAGCACGCCGGAGAUGUCAAGUCGAAGCGUGGAAGGCUCGCCUUCCAGGAGAUGUGAGCAGCGCCCUCCGUUGAGAAGUUUGGAGAAUGAAAAGCAGCAUCUGCCUUCUCCGCCGAGACACAAGUCCAAAUCACUGAUGAAGGAGGAUGUUUGUCUCGGCCUGUGCUCUCCUCCAUUAGCCAAUGUGACACAAACCAUCAAAAUGGCCACUUUUGGACCCGUCGAGCUCGCAUUUCAAUCCUUCAUCUGCUCCGGUGGCGAAGUGAUGAUUUCAGAAGAGCCUUCACUGUGCGCAGAAGACCACAUUUUCUUGCCUCAAGACCAAACUGUUGGUGGCACUUGUGAAAAAGAGGAUAUGGGGACCAGUGAAACCCACAGCAUACACAUGGAACAUCCUUAUUGCCACCCUGAGCGAACGGACCCUGCUGUGGUUGAAAUCAUUCCAGAAAACACUCAGUCUGACAGCAGUGAGGUGAAAGUUUCAGCUGGCUCCAGGCAACUGGGUGAAACCGUUCCUUUUGUAAUCGACGGUGAGCAUGUAGAGAAUCCCAACGACUGUCAACGUGAAGGCACUCCGAGCGCAGUCUUCGAUGUGACAUUAAAGUCAUUCACCUGCACUGGGGUUGAGGUGGAAAUUCCCAACGUCACUAAAGUGGUAGAUGAGACAGUUCCUCUUCCAGCAGAGCAAAUGGUCACCAGUCAUUCAGAGCUGAGCUUUUUACCUGCUGAUGUGUGGCUCUGCAGCGAUCACUUUGACCACCCAUACUGCCAUUUUGAGACCAAUGUGGACACUUUUGGACAAGAGGCCGACUUGUUGAGUGCUUUUGUCGCUGUUCAGGGAGAACAGGCUGAAAACUCCCAGCUCCUCCAUAACGAGUCUCUCACAGUGGAUUGUGUUCAAAAGAGCCAAAUUCACGAUGAGGCGGUUACUCUUACACCAGCAUUGGACAAGACUCUGACUCACCAUUCAGUUUCUUUAAAAGUCCAAGAUGGAUUUUAUGAUGAAAUUCCCGCAGUCGCUGAAAUGUUUAACGAGAUCUUUCCUCUUCCAGCGGAGCAAAUUGCAAGCGGUCAAUCCCAGCCACAAAUUUUACCUGCUGAGGUGAAGGAAUGUGGUGAGCUUUUAAACUGUCAUUUUGAGAAGAAUCUUCUAGAUCCUCACAUUGAGACCAAAACGGACAAUUGUGGGCAAGUUGCCGGUAUUCCAGAGGAACAAACUCACUCAGAGUUCCUGACCAAGAGCCAGAUUCUCACAAUGGAUCCCAUUCAAGUGAACCCAAUUGAUGAUGUUUUAGGGACUUCGACACCAUCAUCGGAAAAGACAUUGGUGCCUGAGUCAGUUAAUUUAAUAAUCCGCGCUACACCAGAGAGGCUUGAUGAUGGCAAGAUAGUUCCAGAGGGGCAGCCAAAUCUGGACUUCAGCCAGUCCAGCGAGGCCAAGGACAGCGCACUGGGUUUGUCUGAAAACAGACCGCAUGUCCCAUCACCUGUGGGUGAACCUCUCGCGGAGACCUUGCCCACUGUUUUAAAAGUGCUCACAGAGCGGCCGUCUGUCGUGUCGGCUCUUCAGCUCAUCAGUCCGAUUCGAAGGGCGUCGCUCACCCUCGCGAGGGCUUGCAGGAAUCCCGCUGACCACUGCGAGAAGAACGCGCUUUCACCGGACGGUACCGAGAUGGCCGCUUUGUGGACGGACCACUUGGAGAGCCCGCUGCCUUGUCCCCUCUUCAACUCCACCACUCUGUGCAACAAGCUCCAGUUGGAGGGUCCGCAGCCAGAGGAUUUGGGGAAGAAGAAUCACGGGUCGGCGGUUCCCGACGGGCCUUUGAUUCCGGAUGGUCCGCUCCAGCAGCAGCUACGGCAAAUGGCGGAGUUUCUCCUGCUGGCGUCGGGAAAGAUUAAUUUUGCCGCACCUCCCGCAAAGUCUUGCGGCGUCGGAGUGGGCGUCACCCCUGUAAAAAUGUUGGAUCGGAGCCUCAAUACGUCAGGAGAGUUUGAGAGAAAGGCUGAUUUGUCCAACGCGGAUGCCUGCACGCUUACGGAUCCUCUUCCUCUCAUGUGGAACUGUCCCGCAGGAAGCUUGGACAGCGUGCCAAGAGAGGAACUCGAGCAGAGGCUGACGUCCAGCACGGUUAUGGUGGAGGCCUUGGUGCAGCAGCUGGCCGUGGCCCGGGCGCUGUGCGCCCCCUCUGCAGGCCCGCCGCCGUCCCAGCUGCGGAACAAGUUGGUGCAGACCGACCACACGGAGCUCAGCCAGACGACAAUGUAUAGGGACUUGUAUAUGGCGGCGUUGGACAGGAUUGGCAACUUGGAGCAAGAUGGAAGCUCUGUGCAGGAACUCAUCCGGUAUAUGCAGGAAAUGCGCGUCACCAUGGCAUCUUUGACGGGCGACACCGAUGCAGCGCUCUCCGACAUGAAGCAAAUGGAGGCGCAUGUUCGAGAGGAUCAUCGAAGACUGGCUUCUCAUUACGGCAAGAUGAAGUUGUUGUGCACUAAGUUCAAGGAAAUGCAGACACGAAUGACGCAGAAGGUUGACGAAGCAUUCCGGCAAAGAGACGAGAUGAAGACUCAGAUGGAAGACGCUCAGACGUCCAAGGAAGCUGCCUUCAGUACCGUGGAGCAGGUGAGGACUCGCUGCGCCGGCGAAAUGGCGGCACUGCGGAGGAGCGUCGGCUCUCAGCAAGAACUCUUGGCUGCUCUCAAUGUUACCUUCCCAGAGCUGGUUGCACUAAACGAGACCAACAGUGAAACCUUGAGCUCUGCUUCGGAUGUUCUGUGCCAAACCAUGCAGGAUCACUCCAGUUUGACGAACGAAUUGUCCAGCGUCAGGAGCCUGGUGCUUCGGACCACUCCUUUGCUGCUGAGGCUGAACGAGAAGGCGGCGGCUGCUCUGAGAGAAAGAGAUGAGCACAUGUCCGCGCGGGACCAAGCUCAAGAGGAGAAAGAGCAGCUGCAAGAGGAGUUGAGAAAAGCCACAUUCAGUCUCCAAACUGCCGACGAACAAAUUGGUGAUUUAAGUCUGCAGGUUAAUAUUUUGACCUCAGAGAUGGGCGUGCUACGUCAGAAGCUGAAGGAGGGUGAGGAGCAGCGGGCCGAGCUGGAGAGGACCUUGACGGAAAUGUCAGCCACCGUGUGCUCCACGACGGCUGCCCACACAUUUCUGGAGCACACCCUGGCCGAGGAGACGUCCAGGUUGCAGCAGGCACAGAGAGACGCCAGCACGGCCAAGGAAACGGCAGACCAUUUGGCAUCGUCGCUCUGCCAGGCGGAGGAGUGGGCGGACGAGCUCAGUCGUGAUUUGGCUGAGAAAGAGGAGCACCUAAGGCGGUUGCGGGAGCUCUCGCAGUCGCAGAGCUCACAGAUCCAGCAACUGAGGGGCGUCUGCGCGGAGCUCGGCGCCGCGGCGGAGAUGAACGAGUUCCUGCAGGCGGAGAACGAGGUGGCUCGAGAGCAGCUCGCCGAAAGCGAGAACAUGCUCAGGGUUCUCCACGAGAGGAACAUCCAGUGUGAAGACCUGAAAGCAGAUCUCUCUCGAUUGGAGCGAGAGAGGAAGAGCGUGCAGGAGGAGCUGGAGGCCACCCGGAUGAAAGCCGACACAUCCCAGCGGAAGCGGUCCGAGGAGCUCGCUCAGGCCGUCACGGAAAUUACCUUGCUGCACCACACGCUGCGGGUGGUGACCGACAAGCUGCACGACGUACUCGGCGGCGAGAAGCCAAAGCCAAAUAACUCACAACCAGCGCUCAAAGUGGAGCAGCAGCAACCGUCCAGCUCUUUUCUAGAUUGUGUCACGGUCACACUAACUGCUGAGAAGAAUGAUGAUGAGGAACAAGAUGAAGAAACUAAGACAACAGACGUGUCCACGGACUCGCGAAGGGAGAGCAUAUUCAGCGAGAACAGUGCCUUCACACGCCUGCCCGUCACCCCGAAAAAAAAGCAACCCGUGGCGCGGGAGGUUGAUGAAGAGGAAAAGGAGGAGCAGAGCGGCGUGGCGGAAGUGCUGGCCCACCUGAGCGACAUGGUCACGGAGCUCGUCGGCGCCCUCGAGUCCGUGCAGCGACAGAAAGACGCUCGGGCGGAGGAGCUGCAACACGCCACCUACAGCCUGGAAAUGGCGCUGCAGGACACAAACAGCAAGCACAGGGCGGAGGUGUCCGAGCUGAAGCAUCAGCUGAGCUGCCUGCGUCGGCAGGCCGAGCACCGAGAGCAGGCACUGCAGCAGCAAGCUCAGGAUUCCAAGAUGAUAACCAAGCUCAUGAAUGAUGUCACCGAAGCCCAGGAGCUGAUGCUCAAACACAGAAUUGAAUAUAAUGAGUUGCGUAAGGAGAUGACGGAGCUGCAUCGCUCUCUCCAGCAGAGUGAAACAGAAGUUCAAAUCCUGCGCGCCGAGCUCAGGAAAGCCGGCGCGCAGACGACCAGCGAGGUUGUUGAAAAGGAAGAGAAAAUCCUUUUGUUAAAAGAGGUGGAGCGACUGAAGACGAGCCUUCAGGAAACGGAGAAGACGAGAGGCAAAUUGCUCGAACGGGCAAAGCGAUAUCAACAAAUCCAGGAACUCAACCAGCAGAAAUGCGAGAACGAGGUGCGCAUGUUGAACAACAUGAUGAAUAAAGUCCGGGAGACAUUGCUGUCGUUGCCUGAGGUGGUGAAGACCUGUGAGCAGCUACAGGAGCUUUUAGAAUAUUUAGGCUGACAUGGUUUUUUUUUGUCUAUGUUCAUGAAGUAUAGUAGUAUAUUUACUUGUGCUGCCUUUUCUGUCCCCUUCGAUGUUUUCAAAUGUUCACUUUGUUUCACACACUUUUUAUGUAUUAUUAUUGGUAAAUAAAUAUAGAAACUAAAA